This is a messenger RNA of Ictidomys tridecemlineatus (thirteen-lined ground squirrel), 1638 nucleotides long. Its product is annotated as arylamine N-acetyltransferase 2. Lineage: Eukaryota; Metazoa; Chordata; Mammalia; Rodentia; Sciuridae. The record is from RefSeq and is a predicted model, not a curated record. Gene Ontology annotation, molecular function: arylamine N-acetyltransferase activity.
UGCAGACCUAGGAGGAGGCAGGACUGCACACAGCCUGGUUCCUGGUCUCAGGCUCUGGUAACCUGGGACCAUGGACAUUGAAGCAUAUUUUGAAAGAAUUGGCUAUAAGAACUCUAGGAACAAACUGGACUUGGAAACAUUAACUGACAUUCUUCAGCAUCAGAUCCGAGCUAUCCCCUUUGAGAACUUUAACAUGCACUGUGGGGAAUCUAUGGAGUUGGACUUAGAGACCGUUUUUGAUCAAGUUGUGAGGAGGAAGCGGGGUGGGUGGUGCCUCCAGGUCAAUCAUCUUCUUUACUGGGCUCUGACCACAAUGGGUUUUCAGACCACUAUGUUGGGAGGAUAUGUUUACAUCAAUCCAACCAACAAAUACAGCAGUCAUAUGGUUCACCUUCUAUUACAAGUGACCAUUAGUGGCAAGAACUAUAUUGCUGAUGCAUCAUUUGGAUGUUCCUACCAGAUGUGGCAGCCUCUGGAAUUAAUUUCUGGGAAGGAUCAGCCUCAGAUGCCAGGCAUCUUCCGCUUAACAGAGGAGGAAGGCACCUGGUACUUGGACCAAAUCAGAAGAGAGCACCACAUUCCAAACCAAGAAUUUCUCAAUUCCGACCUCCUAGAUAAGGAAAAAUACCAAAAAAUCUAUUCCUUUACUCUUGAACCUCGAAUAAUUAAAGAUUUUGAGUCUGUGAAUACAUACCUUCAGACAUCCCCAGCCUCUGUGUUUACAAGCAUAUCACUUUGUUCCUUGCAGACCCCAGAAGGGGUUCACUGUUUAGUGGGCUUCACCCUCACCUAUAGGAGAUUCAACUAUAAGGACGGUGUCGACCUGGUAGAGUUUAAGACUCUGAAAGAGGAAGAAGUCGAAGAAGUAUUGAGAACUAUAUUUAAUAUUUCCUUAGAAGGAAAACUGGUACCCAAACAUGGUGAUCAAUAUUUUACUAUUUAGGAUAAGACACAAAAAUCACUCUUUUUUUUUUUACUAUAGGUACUUGAUCCUUUAAUGUAUUUUUUCCAAGCAUGUGGAAAAGUUUACAAAGUAGACUAAUAAGCCCUUUUGUAUCCAUCACCCAGAUCAUCAGUGUUCAACUAAUGAGCUAUCUUAUCCUCUGUACCCCCACAUUAUUUGAAACAAAUCCUAAACAUAUCAUUUCUCCCAUAAAAAAAUGAAAGCAUAUAUACUUGAAUUACUUUUUAAAGAAAGCUACACAUCUUUUCCAAAUUAAUCAUACAACAUGGUUAUAUUGGGAAAUAUAGAGCUAGAAAACUCUCCAACAUUGAUUUAUUGCUAAAUUCACAGAUAAUUUUACUGGUAGUGAAGAGAAUAGUGAGAAAAUAAUUUUCAUUAAUUUCAACCAUAAUAUAUCUAAUGUCCAAUUCUUACAAAAUAUCACCUAUAUGAUUUAGAAGUGGAAUGCAACAAAGAAAAAUGAGACAUUAUUGGUUCUAAAAAGCCUAAUAGCCCUCAAGACAAGAGUUAAAUCAACAGAUAGGAACAUGUGAUUUGGCACUAAGAGGGUGACACACUACUAAUUCCUUCCAGGAUUCUUACAGUCACAAUCUUCUAUGAACUAUUUUUCUUAAUGUGGAAACAAUGAUAUUGAUGUAAGUUUUAACUUAUAAAUUAAAUGAUUUAUAUCUAAA